UGCUCACACAAAAUGAGUAGAAAAUUAAGUUAAAUGAAUGAAAACAAAUAUGUGAACAUUUUUUACAAUGCAUAAUAUGGACACGUUAUGGUAUGACGUGGCUGCUUGCUAAAUAUGCCAUUUGUGAAUUGAGUGGUUUUAUUGCUAACAUGGUUGUUUAAAAUAUCAACACAUCUAAAAUGCACUUUGCGCCUCAUCCCAGGAAGGAGCAGCUUCAUAAUUGAGGUUCUGCAGUUAGAUUGUGUUGUUUAUUGUUAAUUAAAUGCGAAAACGUAGUGGUCAAAAGUUAGACUGGUCAUUUGAGCGAAAGCUUUAAAUCCAGAGGAUGAUCCUGUCUGGAGUGGCUGGACUGCUGUCAGAGCGGCUUUCACAAGAUUAACAGCCCCCUGCUCUUUUCUUUCCCUGCACCACCUACAAUCAUAUCCUUAACUGGACUAUUCUCCAUCGCUACCUGUUUUUAAACCUUUGUUUGUGCUAAAUGGGACUUAAAUGAAGUCCAUCUGAAGCCACCAAUAGGCUUGACAUGGCUUGUAAAUCAUGAAUGAUGCUUCAAUAAGACUCAAGUAAACUAUAGUUAGAAUAGUCAGGAACCCAUUGAGGAAAUGGCAUUGUCUUUAAAGCGAGAAGCAGCUGACUUUUUUCUGCUGCUGUAAUGUGAUAUUGCAACAUCUUUUUGUGAAACGUGCCAAACCGAGAAGCAGCUGACAAACUGUAAAUAUGACUUUGUGACAUGAGUCUUAACUUUUAGCAAAACAAGACAGAUUCUGCUGCUGUUUGGAGAAAUAUGACAGCAUGAUGCUACAAAUUUAAGCGCGGCGAACUGAGAAGCAACUGACACUUUCAUUCGGCUGCUGCUGCGGAUAUGAGAUUGUGAUACCGGGAGUUUACAUGCGGCAAACCGAGCAUGAUGCUGCUGCAAAUAUGACAUUGUGACAUCAGGACUCAUUCUCUGAAGCGCCAGACUGAGGAGCAGCUGACACUCUCUUUUUUGCUGCUGAUGAUGCUGCAGCUGCUAAAAUGCUGCGAUUCCCUGUGAAGAAAAUACGAAAGCAGUUCAAACUUCUGCUGCUGCUGGUGCUGCUUACUUUCGCCGUGUGGUUUACGUACCUGCACAUCAACCAGGGCAAAUCCAUCAAACUCCACUUCAGCUAUGGAAAAGAUGGUGAGAGGCCGAUGGAGGGAACUGAUACCAGCCGUAAGAGAGACUCGCGUUCAUCAGACAAGUACCGUAAAAGCGAAGAUGCCAGCAACAGCCAGGAGGAGGAAAAUGCACAGGAAGAUGAGCCCAACGCUAGCACCGUUCAUGACAAAGAUCAAGCUGAAAUCCGCAAGUUCCUCGCACACAAGUACACAAAGUUGCCAUGGAAACCAGAGCUUAAAGGUCAAGCGAAUCUCCAUGUGUUUGAAGACUGGUGUGGUUCCUCAGUCGCUCAGCUCAGGAAGAACCUGCAUUUUCCUCUCUACCCCCAUAUGAGAAGUACUGUGAAGAAGUUGGCUGUGGCUCCAAAAUGGAAGAACUAUGGCCUGAGAAUAUUUGGAUACAUUCUACCUUACAAAGAUGGUGAUUUUCAGUUUGCGGUCUCUUCGGAUGAUAACUCUGAGUUCUGGUUGAGUUCAGAUGACAGUCCUCUCAAUGCCCGUCUGCUGGCAUACGUGGGAAAGCUGGGAUCUGAAUGGACCGCACCAGGAGAGUUUACCAAGUUCAGAUCUCAGGCGUCCAAGUCUGUGCAUCUCAUGGCCUCCAGACAGUACUACUUUGAGAUUCUCCACAAGCAGGACGACAAAGGCUCGGAUCACAUUGAAGUCGGGUGGCGCCCUUUCCUGCCAGGACUCAAGUACGAGGUCAUCGAUUCCGCCUACAUCUCCUUGUACACAGAUGAGAGCAGUUUGAAGAUGAACCAUGUGGAUCACAUUCCUCAGACACUGGCCAGCCAUGGCCCCGUCCCAGCAGAGACCCACACCCGCAGCCAACACGGCGCCGAUAUGCUGCAACCAGACCCCCGCGACACCUUCUUCAACAUUCCCAUGAUUGACCCCACUCAUCUUGAAAAUGUGUUGCCCGCCUGUCUCUACUCGCCAACAUAUGUGGUCAAAGACUUCCCUAUCGCUCGCUAUCAAGGCCUACAGUUUGUCUAUCUUUCUUUUGUCUAUCCCAAUGACUUCACCCGCCUCACCCACAUGGAAAGAGAAAACAAGUGUUUCUAUAGAGAGUCGCCCAUCUAUUUGGAGAAGUUUGGCUUCUAUAAAUACAUGAAGAUGGAUGAGGAGGAAGAUGACGGGCCAUUUUUCUUCCCUAAUCCUGAUGAUUUUCUUGAAGAAGAAGAGGGUGUGGAUCCAGAGGAUGAAGCACAAGUUGUUGGCACCCAGUCAGCAAAGAAAACUGCCCAACCUAGCCAAUCAAAUCAUACAUCAAGUCCCUCCGAAAAAUCUGAUCCCACAAUGCUGGAGAAAAAAGAGGUAGAGCCGGACAACCCAACUUCUAGGAGAGAGCAAAGGCGCUUUUUCACAAGAGCAAGGCAGGUGGUUGGGUCUCAACCUCAAGAGACGGACCAAGACACUCUGGACCGUCAGGCUAAGGUAGGGUUACCAAAAAGUGAGAGUGUGGUGCGAGGUCGUUCUCUCACUUGGGUUCAAAGAGACCGCCGGGACUUCAGAGAAGGUUGGUCAGAAGAUCGUGCACCUAAAAUAAGCAGAUCAACUUUGCUAUUCCCACUAAAAUCCUCAUUGGUGGCCCUUAACAGUCAAGCCAAGCAAACCCUCAGCAGUCCUGCCCACACCGUUCCUUCCCCAGGUAACAAACAUGCUCAUGACAACAGCCACAAUCCUGGAAACAGCCACACCAACAAGGAACGCAAGAAGGAGGACAACAAAAUCUACGUCACAAGACCUCGCCCUGCUAAGGAAAAGCAAAGUCCUGUUUCACGCCAACACAGAGAGGUCUUCCCUGGUGUUUUCCUGUACCAGAACAGCAAAACCACAAAGCUGGUGAACCUCAGUGCCAAACCAAAGCUCAGUAAAGGAGCUCUGCGUGCAUCCCAGUUAAUUGUGCGGUCUCCUCUGCAAGAGAACAAGGUCUUUCCAGCGAGCCCAAACUUCAGCAAGCCAGCUGAAAAUUCCAUGCCCCCAAACAGAGCAAUCCCAAGCCGCUUUGAGAGGAGGAUACGAGGGGUCUGGGAAAAACACCAGCAUCCCUUGAGGCCCAUCACAACCGCUCGACCACCUCCUGCUCCCACCCCUCCAUCCACUAACUCCUCUGAGAACGUGCUUCCGACCGAGCCUCUCCGUGUCACUUCCUACUUGCACACCUCUAAGAUAACCGAGUCCCAACAGCGGCGACCGGACACUGACCCAGAACCAGAGGAGGACGGAGGCCUAUCAGAGUAUAGCUAUGAGGAUGUGGAGCCUCGCCCCGGGUGGGCAGAGGAGGCCAUUAAUUGGCAGAGGACGUUUUCCGUCAAUAGCAUGGACUUUGAGACAUUGCGCUCUGACUGGAAUGAUCUUCGUUGCAACGUGUCUGGAAACCUGCAGCUAUCUGAGAGCGAAGUGGUGGACGUACUUGCGCAGUACAUGGAGAAACUCAAUGAACGCAAUGGAGGGAUUUACACUCUCCUCCGCAUCAUAAACGUAGAAAAGCGGCGUGACUCUGCACGCGGUAACCGCUACCUAAUAGAGCUGGAGCUAAUGGAGAGAGGCCGUAAAGUGGUCCGUCUAUCUGAGUACAUCUACUUGCUGUUGCACCGUGGCCGAGUGGAAGACAGUCUGGAGAAUAUGGAAGGGGUCACAGCAUCAUCCCUCUCUUCCCCUUUCGCCAGCCCACCUGCUCCACCCUCCCACACACCUACCCAUGGGGCCCACGGCACCCCACAGUGGAGCACAGUGUAUGCCAAACCCCUGCUGUGCCAGCCAGUGAUGCUGCAGUGGAAAAAGGACGUCAUGGUGCAUUUUGUGGUACCAGUUAAGAAUCAGGCUCGUUGGGUUCAGCAGUUCAUUUCAGACAUGGAGUUCCUGCACCGUGAGACCAAGGACAACAACUUCAACAUCAUCAUCGUGGACUUCCAGAGUGAAGACAUGGACGUGGAACAGGCUCUCAGAGAAAGCUCCGUUCCACGAUAUGAGUAUCUGAGGAGGGAAGGAAACUUUGAGCGGUCUGCCGGGUUACAGAUUGGUGUGGACACCAUAGAGGAAAGUCACAGUAUCGUGUUUCUGUGUGACCUGCACAUUCAUUUCCCUCUGAACAUCCUGGAGAACAUCAGGAAGCACUGUGUGGAGGGCAAACUGGCCUUCGCUCCGAUAGUCAUGAGACUGGGCUGCGGCAGCUCACCGCAGGAGCCUGAUGGUUACUGGGAGGUGAACGGCUUCGGCCUGUUUGGGAUCUACAAAUCAGAUUUUGACAAGAUUGGUGGGAUGAACACAGAGGAGUUUAAGGAACGAUGGGGAGGAGAAGACUGGGAACUACUAGACAGAGUUCUACAAAACGGUCUGGAGGUUGAGCGUUUAAGAUUGAGAAACUUCUUUCACUACUAUCACUCUAAAAGAGGCAUGUGGAACUCACAGUCCAGUAAAGCUCCUAAAGGAUAAAACUGAACCUCACUGAGAGACUACAAACUAACUCAGCACAAGAUCGGGACCUUAAAGGACCAAUCGAUUGUGUCUCUGGGACCCUUUCGUGAGGUCCGUCUCAUACAGGAGGACCCGUGACACUGCCAAGCUGCUGUCCAAACUCAACACUCGAAAGAGACACAGAGACUCUUAUUCACUGAGCGUGUAUUUGUAUGUUUCUCUGUCUGUUAAGUCAGGAGUUCUUUUGGUAAGCAAACUUGAGUGAUCAUUGAAGAGUUAAAGGAAAGGGAAAUUGUUUCAAUUUUACUCCAAACUAGCAGCUCAGGCACUUUGGGUCACAUAAAUAUGGUUUGCACUUAAGAUAUUAAUGCUGAAAUGAUUGUCUAAAGGUUUAGAUGUGCGCUGGUACUUAGACGUCUGCUUUUAUAUAGCUGUAAAUGUCACUUCCUGUUCAGAUGUGACGCCUUCUUACACUUGGACUGUAGAAAUUAUCUGAUAUGUGGCGCCUCGUGUGGCUUUUCCUUUCUAAAGUCCUGCUGAACUUCCGGACACGACUGGACCAAGAACAGCCUGCUGAGCUAUGAAAUUAAAAUGAUUUGUCUUUUUAUUUGUCUGUAUGUCUGAGCUGCUUCGUUUCCUUGUUUCCGAUUGAUUUUCGUCUUUAUUGGCUAGUUUCACAGAUGCAAACCUUUCAGACUGCUGUUUCAGUCUGGGCUUUAGACUAGACGUAAUCUCUGUCCCACUGAUGCAGUAUCCAUUUCUACAGAGUUUAACGGUAGGGAAAAAAAGAUGUUCUCCAGAAGCUGUGUGCCUUUCUUUGAUGUAAUUGAACAUGGCAGUCCAUACAGGGUUAGGAAGGAGUCCUGAUGUUUAGCCGUCUGGAUUGUGUAAGUCCCUGAAUAGUGAUGUGUUAUGGAGAUGAAUGAAUAGUAGAAGAUGUUUAGAAAGAAAAUAUUUGUUCAGAAUAAUCUAAUAGCUUUUUUAAUUGAAUUUUAGACUUGUCCAAAGUUUUCACUAUCACUUGGUCCAUUGUUCAAGAAAUGUUCCAGUUUAUUUUCUCUCUCAAAGGUGCAUCUUUUACCACAGAAAAUAAGACUCCUGCAGUUUGUAAAGACAAACAGUAGGCCUACAGUGUUUACUGUAAAGGACAUAAAACAGAAGUAGCCUAUAUGGGGCAAGGCACUAAAUAUAACAUUCUAGAUGUUAACAUGAGACAAAAGUGGUAGAAUUAAUUAUUUCAAAUGCUGUAAGAACAAUAUAAAGACGGCAAAGAUGGCGAGUUACGCAAAAGAUACCGGAAAUAACGUAACUAUUCGAGAACUACUGUCAGUGUUUACAUAAAGAAAAUCCAGCUGUUUCGGUAAAACUAAUCUGCCUUAAACUAGUCCCAUAGCUAAAGGGUUGUUUAGACAUCUUUAAAGCUCACAUAACACCUAUAUUUCUGUGAAAAUCGUUUAUAAACCAAUUAAAUACAGCUGUAGUUUCAGUUAUUGCAUCAUCUGGAAUAUUUUGCUCAUAGAUUUCAAUUUUAAGUGCGUUACUGUAAAUGCGCUUUUUUUUUUAAACCAGGCAACGAGUCGAAAUGACUUUCUGUGAUAAUCGACAGCAUUUUGUUUGACUACCUAUAUAUCUGAAAAGCUUGUAGAUGAACACGGUUUUACACUGACACGGGCAGCUCAAGUGUCUGAACUGGUCUGUCUGUCGUUUAUUUCAACGCUGUAACAUACAAACGCCCGCGUUUGCAAGCUGGCAUAACAUUUUGAUGUGUUUUGAUUUCAUAUCAGAAAUACCGAGAGCGAUCAGCCCAGCUUUUGUGAAUUUGAAACCUGACCUUUUUA
This is a messenger RNA of Sinocyclocheilus anshuiensis, 6398 nucleotides long. Its product is annotated as N-acetyl-beta-glucosaminyl-glycoprotein 4-beta-N-acetylgalactosaminyltransferase 1-like. Gene Ontology annotation, molecular function: acetylgalactosaminyltransferase activity. Gene Ontology annotation, cellular component: Golgi cisterna membrane. Lineage: Eukaryota; Metazoa; Chordata; Actinopteri; Cypriniformes; Cyprinidae. The record is from RefSeq and is a predicted model, not a curated record. The coding region runs from base 1018 to 4578 and encodes 1186 amino acids. The transcript is spliced from 21 exons.